UCCUUCAAGUGCUGUUUGAUAGGAUGGCUACACCAGAGUUCCUGAAUUUGUUUCGUAAGCGAAAAGCUGAUGAUGAACUCCUCAAGAAGCUCAAGAUGAACUUACUGGCAGUUGGAGCAGUGCUUGAUGAUGCAGAAAACAAGGAAAUAAGCAACCAAGCUGUCAAGGAAUGGCUUGAAGAGCUCCAUGAACUCGUUUACCAGGCAGAUGACUUGCUCGAUGAGAUCAACACUGAAGCUCUCAGAGUUAAGGUAGAAACUGAGUACCAGAGCUCGACCAGCUUCCUGGUAAGUGCUUCCACUUAUAUUUCAUCUUUCAGUAAUCAGUUCUUUAAAAGGAUUAUGCCUGAGAUAGAAAAAGUUGUGAUUAGCCUAGAGGGAUUUAUACAGCAAAUUAAUCCCUUGGGCUUGCAAGUUGUUGAAUCGAAAAUACAAUCAUGUCGACCGCCUUCGACUUCUUUGGUCGAUGAGAACACUGUUUGUGGUAGAGAUGUUGACAAGGAGAAGAUAAUCCAAAUGUUGUUGUCUGAGGAUGAAAAAAGAGACAGUGUCACUGUAGUUCCAAUAGUGGGCCAAGGUGGGAUUGGUAAGACGACCUUGGCUCAAUUGGUUUACAAUGAUAAGAGGGUGAAGAAUCAUUUCACUACCAAGGCAUGGGUUUGUGUAUCAGAAGCAUAUGAUGCGACCAGGAUAACGAAGGAACUCCUUAGGGAGCUCGAGAUCUCAUUUUCUGACUCUGGUGAGAGUUUGAAUUCCCUUCAGCUUAAGCUACAACUUGGCUUAACUGAUAAAAGGUUUCUUCUUGUACUGGAUGAUGUUUGGAAUCGUGACUAUGAUGACUGGGAUAAAUUGAAGAUGCUGCUCAAAGGUGGUUCUGAAGGAAGCAAGAUCAUAGUGACAACACGAGAUAACAGAAUUGCAUUAAUGAUGGGCGAAAAUAUGUCAAUUCAUCAUUUGAAUUUGAUAUCAGAGGAGGACUCUUGGUCCUUAUUUGAGAAACAUGCAUUUGGAGAUAAAGACUAUGAAAACAGGCCUGAACUUGAAGUGAUGGGAAAGAAAAUUGUGAAAAAGUGUGAAGGGUUGCCUUUGGCUGUGAAAACAAUUGCAGGUCUUUUGCGUUCAAGAGGAAUGGUUGAGGAGUGGGAAGACAUUUUAAGAAAUGAUAUAUGGAACCAGACAAGAAAUCCAAAUGGCAUCUUGCCAGCAUUGAGGUUAAGCUACAUGCACCUUCCUUCCCAUCUUAAAAGGUGCUUUGCUUAUUGUUCUGUGUUCCGUAAAGGUUUAUGGUUUAAAAAAAAAGAAAUAAUUCAGCUAUGGCAUGCUAAUGGUCUUCUGGAGCACCAAAGAGAGUUUAAAACUAUUGAACACAUAGGUGAAGAGUACUUGCAUGAAUUGAGAUUGAGGUCAUUGUUGUGGCAGUCAAGCAACGACAAAUUCUCUAUGCAUGACCUUAUCAAUGAUUUGGCUAGAUUUGUUGCAGGAAAAUAUUCUCUCAGGUUGGAAGAUCAUUGUCCUGGCCACGGUACCACAGCUAGAGUACGUAACUUCACAUAUUUUCCCAGUGAGUAUGACACAUUUGAUAAGUUUAAACUCUUGAGGGAGGCCAAGAAUUUAAGAACAUUUCUCCCUGUUGGUAUGUAUCGAUCUGCUACUGGAAGAAUAAGCAACAAAUUUGUACAUGAUAUGUUGCCCACAUUCAAGUCUUUAAGGGUUCUGUCUUUGCACAAUAGAAGUAUAAUUAAGUUGCCAUACCCAAUCAGUGGUUUGAAGCGACUACGAAUCCUAGAUCUGUCUCAUACACACAUAGAAAAGCUACCGGAUUGGAUAUGUACCCUGUACAAUCUACAAACAUUGUUGUUGUCAUAUUGCAAGAACCUUGAAGAGUUGCCCAAAGAUCUGGGGAAGUUAAUUAAUUUGUAUUACCUAGAUGUUAGUGGAGCUCCGCUCAAGAAAAUGCCAAUACAAAUGGGUAGAUUGACAAAUCUUCAAGUUUUGACUACUUUUGUGGUCGGCAAAGACUGUGGUUCAGCAAUCAAGGAGCUGGGCAAGCUUCCUAUGCUUGGCGGUAAGUUACUCCUUUGUGGGUUGGAAAAUGUUUCUGGAGGGAGAGAAGCAUCAAUGGCAAACAUGAAGGGAAAGAAACACCUUAAAAGUUUAACUCUAGAGUGGAAAGGUGAUAUUAAUGAUUCACAAGUUGCGAGAGAUGUGCUUGAGAGUCUAGAGCCUCAUUCAAGUAUAAAUCAUUUGAAAAUCAAUGGAUAUCAUGGGACAAGAUUUCCUAAAUGGCUGGAAACCCCUUCAUUUUGCAGUAUAGAGUCCUUAAGUCUGUCCAACUGUGCAUACUGCUUUCACUUGCCUGCACUUGGGCAGAUUCAGUCCUUGAAAUCCCUUGAAAUUGUUGGAAUGAGUAAUAUAUCAGCCUUUACUGAAGACAUGUAUUUUGGUAACAAUUGUGAAAUCGAACCUUUUCCAUCUCUCCAAAAAUUCAAAAUUGAGAAUAUGCAAGAGUUGGAAAGAUGGGAUAUUCCAGAAUGUGAAGUUUUUUGUAGUCUUGAAAAGCUCUAUUUAAUCGAUUGCCCCAAACUCAAUGCAAAAUUGCCCAAACAACUUUUGUCAGUACGAAAACUUGAGAUUUCUGGAUGCGAUAAUCUUGUGCUCUCUAAUGGUCGGUUGAGUAUCUUUGACAGUGACAUUCAACAACUCUCAUCUCUUUGUAAAUUAAAGAUUUCACACAUGGAGCAUUUGAAAGAGUUGUCCCCAGAACUGAACAAGUUAGACUGCCUUGAGAGGUUGGAAAUUAGUGAUUGUGGGUCUCUCAUAUCGUUUCCCUUGGGUAACCUACCUACCUCACUGAAAAAACUUGUAUGCAAUGGUUGUGGCGGUUUUGAAUCAGAAAGCGCAAGUUACCAACCUGUUUCCCUCCUUGAGGAGUUGAAAUACAAGAAUUGCAACUCUCUCAAAGUUGUCUCGCUUGGCUUGUUCCCUACUCUAAAAGAUGUUCAGAUUAAAGACUGCAAGCGUAUGGAGGUGCUCUCAGUUCCUCCAUGCAGGAUUGGGAAUGGAAGUAGUACUCUAACUUCUCUGCAAUGCUUAAAGAUCUGGGACUGUGAUAAUCUAAUAUCUUUUCCAGAGGAAGGAUUGCCAGCCCCUAAUCUAAGGCAGAUAGAAAUCGUCAAUUGCGAGAAGCUGAAGUUCCUGCCGGCAAGGAUGGAAUCACUUAUUCCAUCUCUUCGGAAACUUGAUCUAUGCAAUUGUCCAGAAAUUGAGUGCUUUCCAAAAGGUGGUUUGCCUACCAGCCUACAGUCCCUUUAUAUCCUCAACUGCAAAAAGCUCCUGACAAGCCCAAAAACGUGGGAUUUGCUGAGACUCCCCUCUCUUAGAGGCUUACGGAUUGAUGUUACUGAUGAAGCAGUGGAGUCUUUUCCAAAUGAGGACUGGUUGCUGCCUUGCACGCUUGAAUAUCUUGAUCUCAGGGAAUGUCAGAAUCUGAAAAUGCUAAACUAUUCGGGUCUUCAACACCUCACCUCUCUACAAAGGCUACGAAUCACUUGGUGCAGGCUACUCCAGUCAUUGCCAGAAGAGGGACUGCCCACCUCCCUAACCAAACUAGAAAUCAGAGACUCUCCGCUGCUGAAACCAAGAUUAGAAUGGGAGAAAGGACAAGACUGGCCCAAGGUUGCCCAUAUCCCCUGCAUAAUAGUCGAUGAAGAAUUAAUCCCAUAA
Coffea eugenioides is the source of this 3722-nucleotide messenger RNA. Its product is annotated as putative disease resistance RPP13-like protein 1. The transcript has a single exon. The record is from RefSeq and is a predicted model, not a curated record. NCBI's taxonomy places the organism in Eukaryota, Viridiplantae, Streptophyta, Magnoliopsida, Gentianales, Rubiaceae. Gene Ontology annotation, molecular function: ADP binding. The coding region runs from base 24 to 3722 and encodes 1232 amino acids. Gene Ontology annotation, biological process: defense response to other organism.